UUCGAAAAUUUGGAAAUUAAUGAGGAAAUCGGAAAAUUUGGGUGAAUUAAAAGGUCAUUGGAUUCGAGAGACAUUGGGCAAUUUUGAUGAAUUAAGCGAAUGUCAAAGGAUUUAGAAGGAUAUCGGGAUUUGGAUGGAUUAGAUCACCGUGAUCAACGGGUGGGAUUAUUGUUGGAUUUGGAUAAAUAUCGUGGGAUUAUCGUGGGAUUAUGGAACAAUAUAUUUAUUCAUUGGACAUCAAUUUUGGCUUCUUUAAGCAUCUUUUGUGUUUUACUUUUAUUAUUAAUUUUUCUUUUUCUUCCAUCCCAAGAAGAUCAACGUUUUGAUUUUUCUGUAAUUUCACAAAUAUUUUAUGGUCGCCAACUUCGACCUGUUUUAUUAACUGUUGAUUUAAAAGCUUUUAUUACUUGUAGAAUUGGGUUUACAUUUUGGGCAUUAUAUUUAAUUUCUUCAAUUUUUGAAUAUCAAAAACUUUAUCCAAAUGAUAAACCUUCAUGUUAA
Messenger RNA from Meloidogyne enterolobii, 501 nucleotides. The record is from the annotation of a GenBank genome assembly. NCBI's taxonomy places the organism in Eukaryota, Metazoa, Nematoda, Chromadorea, Rhabditida, Meloidogynidae.